AUGAAGAGGGUGGAGGAUAGCAAGACGCAGCUUGAAGAUGAUGAGCUGCAGCUCAGAACCCCUUCGCCCGCCCAGGCAACACAAGGCGAGAUGCUCACCCUGUCGGCCGCGCAACACCAGGACAGCGACGACUUUGAGGCCAACCCGUUUGUAUUCUCGAUGGAGCAGCCCUCGUACGUCUACCUGUGGGGCUCUGGCGGCUGGGGCGCGCUGGGCAUGGGCGGCGAAGACGACGACGAUGACUACUACGACGAGGACGGGGCGGCCGACUCGGCGCGCCCCACCCUCCUGCGCAACCCCGCGCUAGACGGCCUGCAGCUCCGACAGAUCGUGUGCACCAAGCGGCACACCCUCUUCCUCACCGGGUGCGGAAGGGUGUUCGCGUGCGGCUCGAAUGUGGGGGUCGAGCUGGCGCACGACGAAGGUCGACGGGUGGUGGCGCGCCCGGAAGAGGUCAAGCUGCCCCAGCCUGCUGUGGGGAGGGCCUUCGAGCUCGCGUCCGGCAACGGCUACAACCACCGAUUUCUUCUCUGUAGUAGCGCCUCUUCUUCACCAUCUUCUGGCUCGUCGGAAGCGGGCGACACACAGGUCUACUGCUGGGGCGAGAGUACCCAGGGGCAGCUCUUCUUCAAUGCGCGUUGCGUCGAACAGCCCCGGCUGGUGGAGUCGCUGCAGGGCCUGGACGUGGUGCAGGUGGCCACCGGCGACCGUCACAGCCUCAACGGCGAUGGGCAGCUGGGCCUGGGCGACUCGGUGCUUCAUGGACCUGGACCGCACCCCGUCAUCGGGCUCGACGGGUUCAAGGUGGUGCAGAUCGCGUGCGGCGAGUCGCACUCGGUCGCGCUCACCGACGCCGGCACGGUUUACACGUGGGGCAACGGGUUGUCGGGCCAGCUGGGCCACUGCAACGAGUCCUCGGUCAAUAGGCCGCAGCUCGUGCAGGCCUGUCUUGGCAUGAAGGUCCUCUACAUCGCCUGCGGCAGCUACCACACCGUGGCCCUCAUCGAUACGGGCGAUGUGGUGGUGUGGGGCUCGAAUGAGGAGUCGCAGCUGGGGAUCGAGGGCGAGUCCGGACAAGGCAUCAUCGCGGUCGCCUGCGGCACCGGCCUCACAGUCGCUUUGUCGGCUGACGGCCGAGUGUUCGCCUGCGGCAUGCUUCUGGAACGGAUCCCCAUACCCCGCGUCGUGCUGCCCGCCGGCAAAGGCAUCACUCAGAUCGCCUGCGGCGCCCAAUACAUUGCCGCCUGGCGCGGGCCGCUGUCGCCGUCACUCGCGGGCCUGAGGGCAAGGAUCAGCCGGGCGGUCGACCCCAACUCCUGGCUGGCCCUGAGUGCGCUCAUCGACCGAGACGAGUGCAGCGAUCUCCUGCUUCGGCUGGGCGACGGCAGCGCGAUACACGCCCACCGCGUCGUGCUGGCCAUGCGCAGCGACAGUCUCAGCGCCGAGCUCGUGGACCUAGAGGCGGCCCCAGGAGCGCGCCACUGCCGCCGACCCGGCGGCGCGCACCACUCUUUGCCUGCCGCCUUGGGCGACUCCCCGCGCGGUUCGGGCUACCUCUACUGCGACACGCUGCCGCCGCUGCCGGCCACGCUCUUCGUGCUCCACCGGCGCCAAAAGCUCGCCGUCGGCGAUGAUUCGGACUCGGACGUUGAGGACGUGGUGGGCCAGCUGCUCCACUUGGCCCGGCUCUAUGCGACAAAGCCGCUGGAGGACCUCCUGGAGAAGAUGGUGGCGUUCCCUCGCCUGGCCGCGGCCGCCGCGCUCGACGCGCCAUCCCCGGUGAGCAACACGCUGGCGUCAGACCUCCUCGCGGCUUUCGAACAGCCACUUUUCUCCGACCUCUCCUUCAUCGUGACGCCGUCCGCCGCGACUGCUGACGAUGGUGCCGGCUACGAUGAAGUCGCGAAGAACGAAAGUGGCGACAAGGAGAUGCAAAAGAACGAAGACGCCCACGCCGACGAAAAGAUCGAAAGCGAAGAGGCUCAGGCGAACGAACAUCCAGUGGCGAUAGAGAUCGUGGCCCACAAGUGUCUGCUGGCUCCGCGCAGCGACUACUUCCGUGCGAUGUUUCUCACGGGCCUCAAGGAAGCAACUCAGCGCCGUGUGCCGAUCGCGGGGCUGCGGCCCGAGGUCUUCCGCCAAGUUGUGCGGUAUCACUACAGCGGGUUCGUGGGCGAAAUCGACCCUGAACAGGUGGUGGAGCUCUUCGUGGUCGGCAACGAGUUCGGUAUGGACGCUCUGGUGCGGCCGUGUGAGCGGAUGAUCGAGCGCGGGCUCGACCUGGACAACGUGAACGAUCUGUGGGGCAUGGCCACCACCUUCGCCAGCGAGCAGCUCAAGCAGCUGUGCAUCGCCUUCUUGCUCAAGCAGCUCCGCCCAAAGAAGAUUGGCACGGGCCGGGUGGCGGCCCUGUCUCUGGAGCUCCUCGAGGCCGUCUGCGCUCGGAUGAUCGCCACACCCGACUCGAAUGUUAUGAACUGCGGUUCCUGCAAGGAAAGCAUCACGCGGUUGGACGAGAGGGAGAUGUGCCCCCACUGCGUGCUGUGCGGUCGCGUGCUGUGCCAGCGGUGGAAGAAGCGCGGGUGCAUCCACAAACUCCUUCGCCACGAUGGACCGCCGCAGCUGCUGCGCCUGUUCUCGCCCCAUGGCAAGUCAGGCUUCGUGCCCGGCGUGGUGCAGCCGCUGUGCCACCCCUGCCGCGCGAUCCUCAGCGCCCACGGGACGUGA
Molecule: messenger RNA, 2727 nt
Organism: Acanthamoeba castellanii str. Neff
Lineage: Eukaryota; Discosea; Longamoebia; Acanthamoebidae
Product: BTB/POZ domain containing protein
Exons: 10
Coding region: 1-2727 (908 amino acids)
Molecular function (GO): protein binding
Source: RefSeq, a predicted model, not a curated record